Lachancea mirantina is the source of this 471-nucleotide messenger RNA. Lineage: Eukaryota; Fungi; Ascomycota; Saccharomycetes; Saccharomycetales; Saccharomycetaceae. The record is from the annotation of a GenBank genome assembly.
AUGACUGAUAUCAAAUACAUGAUCCUCAUAUCGAGGCAGGGGAAAGUAAGGCUUGUGAGAUGGUACCACACUUUCACAGCUAAGGAAGAGUCUAAAAUGUUAAAAGAACUAGCAGCUAUAGUGCUCUCAAGGAAGGCCAGAAUGUGUAAUAUCUUGGAGUAUCAUGACCAUAAAGUGGUAUACAAGAGAUAUGCCAGUCUGUAUUUUGUUUGUGGCAUUAACGCAGACAGUGAUAAUGAAUUGUUAACCUUGGAAAUAAUUCACAGAUUCGUCGAAAUCAUGGAUACCUAUUUCAACAACGUAUGUGAGCUUGACAUCAUUUUCAAUUUCGCCAAAGCAUAUGACAUAUUGAAUGAAAUGCUGAUGUGCGAUGGUUCACUGGUGGAAACCAGCAAACAGGAAAUUAUCAAACACAUAACACACAUGGACGCCGUUGAGACCAAUGACAACUUAAACAGGGUCUUCGCGUAG